AUGGCACUUGCACAGCGCCCCGCCUCCCGCUUCUUUGCGGCCUUCUACAGAUGGAAUCUGCAUACUCAACGCUCACGACCUUGUGCACUCGCCUCUCAAUGCGCACGCAAUAAUGCACAUAUCCGCAACGGAAUCUGCCUCCCACGGCACUACCACGCCACUCGUCUCCUGCGACAAAGUCAGGCUGAGUCUCAAGUACAGGAUGAGCAGACGACGGCUCUCGCCGAGGAUACUCGUAAUUUACCACAGAGAGAGGAGGAGCAUCCAUCUCAGUCGACGGAUAGCAUACAAGAAGAGGUAGCGAGCACGCAGCCAAGUGUGGAAGAGCAGGACAUAUCACUUGAACUGUCCGAGGCAGAACUUAAGAAACAAGCACUGAAAGAUUCGUUACGCAGUUUCAUGCGCAAUGUUCCUAGCUCCGUGGCUGUCAUUACUGUUGCGGGCACCGACGCUAGCAAGAAGCAUGGCCCGGUGGGAGUUGCCGUAUCGUCUCUAUGCACUGUGACAUUGGACCCUCCAACAAUUUCCUUCAACAUCAAGGAACCCUCCAAAACACUCGAUUCCAUACGAGAGGCCAAUGGCCUCUUCCGCGUUCACUUCCCAGCGGCUGAUAGACUAGGCGCGAAAAUCGUGGACCUCUUCUCUCGUGGGAACCACCCUGAUGCUUACAACUUGCGAAGGAAAGAGCUCAAGGUCCAUCAUCCCCAAGAGCAGCCAAGUUCCACCUCUACUACUCAUUCUUUGGCGCCGCAGAUCUUGGAAGACUGUAUACUAGCUGCAAUGGAGUGCAAAGUUACUCACGAGUUUCCUGUCGCAGAUCACGUCAUCCUCGUUGCCAAGGUCGAAAACCUGGAACGAAAGUUAUCCACGGAGCCGACGAUACUUUAUAUCGAUGGAGGUUAUAGGGUUCCAAAAGGUGAUAAAAUUUAUACGUCUGCAAGAACCAAAACACCCACGAUUACCAACGUAGGUGUUUGGUCAGUAUGGGGUUAUCCUUUGUUCCCCGGAGAGAAGGAACGACUGUCCUAUUUUUCCCAGAUCAAGGCUUUGAUAAAGAAAACUCCGGCUUAUUACCAAGACCCAACCAGAGACACCUGCCGAGCUAUCGAUUCGAUCUUGCCAUAUCCCGCAGCAAAUUUCGGUAUCAACAUGGAGCUUCUGGUUGCUGAGUGCCGACAAGAAUUAGGCCUUGAGGAUAAGCUUGCACCUGAGCUCAAGGAUCAGCAGGUCCUUGCCGACUUUUAUGGCUCGCUCACGCCUUCAAUAAUGGAAAAGAUCAUUGAGCGAGCGAAUAGGGCAAUCACAUUGGACCCGCGCUUCCUAACUCAGAACUACCGGCUGUUUUUGCAACAAAUAGGUGUUAGUCCCAAUAUCCGUGAUCUGCUUCCCAGCGACAUCAUGAAGCCUCUACGAGCUGCAGGAUUAGUGCCACCUUUCAACCCGCAAGAAGAGACUGGAAGCACCUCGUACGACAUUCGCAAAGUUGAGCAGGUUGAGGUGCGCCUACGUGAAGAACUGAAAAAGAUGAAAUACGCAGCUGCGUUGAAAGAGCCAUUCGAUAAAAUCAUGCAAGCCAUUGGCGAAAAGAAGCAAGCGGUUUACACUUUCAAGAAGUCGCGGUCACGUCUACUCACCGAAAGCCACCCAACUCUCUUUGAUGCUAUGUGCAUCGAUAUUUCCGGUCAUUUGACCGAUGCCGAAGUCCGUGUGGUCAUGUGCCGUCUCAUCAAUCGCCUAAACAUCUUCUCCUUGAGCUUCCAAAGGAAUAUUACCGAGGACUGGUGCGAAUCAUUGCGUCGAGUGGGCGUAAAUCCCACCAUUACAGGCAUGAAUGUGGAGUUCAUGUUCGGCAAGCUGAAACAUAUCUUCUACUCCACACGUCAUUUCCGCGAUUUCCCUACGGCAGUGGAAGAGAUGUUGAAACCGUGGUUUGUGUGGUCUGUUAGUUGGAACGACCUUGAGGAACGAGUCAAACAAUUCGUCCAAAAGACGCCUUUACGUGCGACCGGCUGGGCGAACAAAGAUCGACUGGCUGCCAUGGGUUUGCACUGGGAGGCCGUCGUCACACUGCCCAAAACUGACGACCUUGGCGAAGAUGUAAAGCAACCGCUCUGGGAAGGACAUAUACUCGAUACAAUCGUCGCAAAAGAGUUGAAGAACCACUACGGCAAAGGCACAGAUGAAGAGAACCAGGGAAUCGCAAAGUACCUAAAGGAAACCUACGACUUUGACGUUACGCAUAAGUCAAUCGUGUACACACCCGCAGCAUCGCUAAAUCAAUCUUCUGGUGAUGAAAUGCUCGAAGCCAUGGAAGCAAAUCUUCCCUCAAAGAAAAAAGAGGCCAAGUCGUCCUUCUUGAAACGCGUCACAGCCCCUCCUCGUCUACGCGCCGAAGAAACUACGGCUCCACGCAAGCCCCGCCAUCAAUCACUCAAUAAUCCGGCUACAUCCAAAAUACGCAUUCGAGGAUUUAAGCAGAGUACUCUCCCCGGAGUACCCCGCUACAAGCCCAGUAGAGCCAACCAGUUGAACAAGAAUGGUCUGCUUAAAAAAUAUAAAGUGGAGCCGCCAGCGCAGUGGAAAACUUAUUCGUUUAAGAAGGGGGGUGAAGGGUCUUCGUGAAAGUAAGAAGUGCGCGGACUUGUGUCAUGAAAUGUGUAAUAGCAGUUGGAAGCAGGAUGUUGUUCUGUGUGUAUGAUGUAUGACUUUUCUUCACUUGAUUUACAUAUAUUUAUCUUGCUCUACCCUCUCUUGUGAGUAUAUACAUAAACUUCUCGCUAGCUACUUAUGUUCGUGAUCACUAGUGGCAAUCAUGGGGAACAGUUCCAGCUAUCUGUAGCAUAAACAACAUGGGGUAUAUUGCAGAUAUAUCGACGUCGGCACAGGUGAGUCUGUUGUAUGCACUGCUGCAAAUUCACAUGAAAUAGCAGCGGUGAGUUGUUAUCUCGACUUUCGCACAAUCCGCUGGGAGACUGAUGAAUUUCUUAUAGAGCAGAGAUUUGCUUCUAAUGGUUAGUGGCUGUUUCACAGUUUAGCUGUGUCGAUCGAUGCAAUCUAGCUACUUUGGUCAGUGCAAUGUAACAGUGUUGGUCGAUG
Molecule: messenger RNA, 3096 nt
Organism: Pyrenophora tritici-repentis Pt-1C-BFP
Lineage: Eukaryota; Fungi; Ascomycota; Dothideomycetes; Pleosporales; Pleosporaceae
Product: Flavin-Reduct domain containing protein
Molecular function (GO): FMN binding; riboflavin reductase (NADPH) activity
Source: RefSeq, a predicted model, not a curated record